CCGCAAACUCAGUGAAUCUCGUGAGUCUGUUGGAGUCAUAUUUGCACAAGUUCGUACAUAAAGCAAUCAUGAAAUUUGACUCGAUUAUUGCAGUUUCGCUUGUGCUUUGUUUUAUUCACAUUUUAUAAUCCCAGCAUACGCAGAGAUCGCGUUUGAAACGAACAGACAAUCGUCAGAGAAGGAAUAAAGUGAUUUACCGCGUUGUGUUUAGGAUAGAGAAUUAGAGUAUGAUUUUUAAUAGUAAUUAUAAUAAGUUUUUAAUGCGGCCAUUUCCGCUAUGUUUUAUGUCCCAAAUUGAAAAAAAGUUUAUUUCUCUACUUGAAAAAUACCAAUUAUUUAGCAUUGAGUUUUCUUAUUUACUCAUAUAUUCUAAAAAAAACAUUAUGAUCAAACUUUUACUUUUAUGUUUGGCUGUUUCAGUAGUCUGUUCGAUCGGCCAUACACAUUACAUAUUCUAUUCGUUUUUGUUUAUUAAUUGACUGUUUUGACAAAUUGAAAAAAUAUAGCACAUCUAAGGUUGCUAGUUUCAUUUAAAAAAUAUAGAUAUAGAAGUUAAAUGUUCAAGCCUAUAAAGACCUCAACUUCGCACAGAGGAUAAUUAUCACCAGUGUAUUUUACUAGUAAAUCUCUUCAAAAAAGUAGAACAGAUGUGUUGAAGCCAUUAAUAAAAGAACACGAUUGGUUAACAAACAAAUAUCCGGUCAGACUAUAGUUACAAUCUUGAACUUGCAACCUCAAAAAAAUUUAGUGCUUAAAGCACGAGUUGGAUUUAGUUGGUCUAUAAAAAAAUCAUGAUAUAUUUAAAACAAAAAAUAGAAGGAGAUAAUUUUAUAACGCAGCAUGCCUUGGCAGACUGGAGGACCGACAUCAAGAAUGCGAGAGUUCAUAAAAUGACUGAUUUUAUUUUUGAAAAAACACAAAUUCUUCAGUCCAAUGCAAUCAUAAGAAAUACGCCAGGUGCUUUGUCAUGUGGAAAUUCCGCGACGACUUAUCUUGGUCAACAGCUAACACCUUACAGAGCGGAGAUCGCCAAGUGUGUGUCAUCAGCUACAGAUGAAAAUGCCGCUAACAAGUGCUGCGAUCUCGUUGAUUCUAAACUCAUCAAUCAUGUUUCAACUAUUUUUAAUAACACAAAUCGCUGCAUUAAUAAUUCGUGAUUAUUUUAUUGUUUAUAGAAUCUGAUGUCAAAAAUGCUGUUGUUAUAGCAUAAAGCUUGUCCUCUAAAGUUAUUUAUUAUAAUAUGUAUAUAUAAUGUAUCAUUUUGAUAUAGGAAAAAUGUUAUAACUUUUGAUGAACGAUCUUAUGUAUUAGUGAUAAUGCAGAAGGUUACUUUUAUAAUAUUAUUUGCAUUUUAUGUAAAUUUGAAUUCUGAUUGCACGACACAACAGAAUAAAAUAAAAUAUUUAUGAAAUCCGUAA
Nasonia vitripennis (jewel wasp) is the source of this 1418-nucleotide messenger RNA. RefSeq lists its product as uncharacterized. NCBI's taxonomy places the organism in Eukaryota, Metazoa, Arthropoda, Insecta, Hymenoptera, Pteromalidae. Bases 792 to 1157 code for a protein of 121 amino acids. The transcript is spliced from 3 exons. The record is from RefSeq and is a predicted model, not a curated record.